This is a messenger RNA of Lachancea mirantina, 2634 nucleotides long. The record is from the annotation of a GenBank genome assembly. NCBI's taxonomy places the organism in Eukaryota, Fungi, Ascomycota, Saccharomycetes, Saccharomycetales, Saccharomycetaceae.
AUGUUCGUUUACAAAAGAGACGGCCGCCAAGAGCCCGUCAAGUUCGACAAGAUCACGGCACGUGUAUCGCGUCUUUGCUACGGAUUGGAUCCUAAACAUGUGGACGCCGUGAAGAUCACGCAGCGGAUCAUUUCUGGUGUCUAUGAGGGUGUUACGACCGUAGAACUGGAUAAUUUGGCAGCCGAGACGUGCGCGUACAUGACAACGAUCCACCCGGAUUAUGCCACUUUGGCUGCGAGAAUCGCGAUUUCCAACUUGCACAAGCAGACCACGAAACAGUUUUCCCAGGUAGUAAGCGAUUUGUAUCACUACGUGAACCCUAAAAACGGAAUUCACUCGCCUAUGAUUUCCCAGGAGGUGUACGAGAUCGUGCAAGAGCACAAGGAUGAGCUGAACUCGGCCAUCGUCUACGACAGAGACUUUCAAUACAACUAUUUCGGGUUCAAGACGCUGGAGCGCUCGUACCUAUUGAGAAUCAAUGGUCAGGUCGCCGAACGUCCACAACACCUUGUCAUGCGUGUUGCCGUCGGCAUACACGGAACCAAUAUUGAAAAGGUGAUCGAGACUUACAAUCUAAUGUCCCUCAGAUAUUUUACGCAUGCCUCGCCAACCCUUUUCAACGCUGGUACGCCGCACCCUCAGAUGUCGUCCUGUUUUUUGGUCGCCAUGAAGGAUGACUCCAUCGAGGGUAUCUACGAUACUUUGAAAGAGUGUGCAAUGAUUUCCAAGACUGCCGGCGGUAUCGGAUUGCACAUUCACAACAUCAGGUCGACGGGAUCCUACAUCGCCGGUACCAACGGUACAUCCAAUGGAUUGAUUCCUAUGAUUCGUGUUUUUAACAACACUGCUCGCUAUGUCGAUCAAGGUGGUAACAAAAGACCUGGUGCUUUUGCCAUUUAUUUGGAGCCAUGGCACUCCGAUAUUUUUGACUUUAUAGAUAUCCGGAAGAAUCACGGUAAAGAAGAAAUCCGUGCCCGGGAUCUUUUCCCUGCAUUAUGGAUUCCAGAUCUUUUUAUGAAAAGGGUCGAGGAGAACGGAGACUGGACUUUGUUUUCUCCAAGCGAGGCGCCAGGAUUGGCGGACGUUUAUGGCGAUGAGUUCGUGGCUUUAUAUGAGCGUUACGUUCAAGAGGGUCGCGGUAGAAAGACCAUCAAGGCUCAGAAACUGUGGUACGCUAUCUUAGAAGCACAGACUGAAACUGGUACUCCUUUCAUGCUUUAUAAAGACGCAUGCAACAGAAAAUCUAACCAAAAGAAUUUAGGUGUCAUCAAAUCUUCCAACUUGUGCUGUGAGAUUGUUGAGUACUCUGAACCUGGUGAAACUGCAGUCUGUAAUCUUGCAUCUAUUUCUUUGCCAGCAUUCAUCGAAACAUCUGAUGACGGCAAGACUCAAUGGUACAACUUUGAGAAACUUCAUGAGAUUGCAAAGGUCGUCACUUACAAUUUGAACAGAAUCAUCGACCGUAACUAUUACCCAGUUGAGACGGCCAGAAAAUCUAAUAUGAGACAUAGACCAAUUGCCCUCGGGGUUCAAGGUCUUGCCGAUGCUUUCAUGCUUUUGCGUAUUCCCUUCGAUUCCCAAGAAGCGAAGGAGUUGAACAUUCACAUCUUCGAGACCAUUUAUCACGCUGGGUUGACUGCGUCGCAUGAACUAGCCUUGAAGGAAGGACCCUAUGAAACAUUUGCGGGGUCCCCAGCAUCGCAAGGUAUUUUGCAAUUUGACAUGUGGAACAAGAAGCCAACCGACUUGUGGGACUGGGAUGGCCUCAAGGCCAAGAUUGUCAAAGAUGGUAUCAGAAAUUCGCUCCUGCUAGCGCCAAUGCCAACGGCAUCUACUUCGCAAAUUUUGGGUAACAAUGAAUGUUUUGAGCCUUACACAUCUAACAUGUACUCUCGUCGUGUACUGUCCGGUGAGUUCCAGAUUGUCAACCCAUACUUGCUACGUGACCUUGUUGACCUUGGUGUAUGGGACGAAGCCAUGAAGUCUCACAUUAUUUCGGACAACGGUUCUAUUCAAAACUUGCCAAACAUCCCACAAGAGCUCAAAGACCUGUACAAGACGGUUUGGGAACUUUCCCAAAAGACUAUCAUUGAGAUGGCUGCCGACCGUGCCUGCUACAUUGACCAGUCGCAAUCUCUCAACAUUCACAUCCGCGCUCCUACGAUGGGUAAACUGACAAGUAUGCACUUUUAUGGGUGGAAAAAGGGUCUAAAGACAGGUAUGUACUACCUGCGGACACAAGCUGCAUCCGCCGCUAUUCAGUUUACGAUAGACAAGGCUGUCGCACAGCAGGCUGCUCACAACGUCGCUGAUUUGAAUAACCUAAACCGUGCGAAGUACGUCCCGAGAACUAUGAACUUCACUGAAGGUGCUGCCCCAAAACUCGAGCUUACUUCUCAGACUAGAGAUCCCUCACCGGCUCCAUCUUCGAUAGAUUCUUCCAUGUCCAACAGCAUAGGAUCUUUGAAGAUCGAGGACAGUAAGUUGAACACUCCAAGCAAUUCCGCCCCAGAAACACAGCCAGCUGAGAAAGAAAGCGAUCAAAAAGCCGAAGGCGAUUUCGACAUUUACAAUUCCAAGGUCAUCGCAUGUGCUAUCGAUAAUCCCGGUGCUUGCGAAAUGUGCUCUGGCUAG